This is a messenger RNA of Radiomyces spectabilis, 1612 nucleotides long. RefSeq names its product P-loop containing nucleoside triphosphate hydrolase protein. Bases 144 to 1538 code for a protein of 464 amino acids. The transcript has 12 exons. Gene Ontology annotation, molecular function: microtubule binding; ATP binding; microtubule motor activity. NCBI's taxonomy places the organism in Eukaryota, Fungi, Mucoromycota, Mucoromycetes, Mucorales, Radiomycetaceae. The record is from RefSeq and is a predicted model, not a curated record. Gene Ontology annotation, biological process: mitotic spindle organization; microtubule-based movement.
UUUUAUUUCUUUUUUGCAUAAAGACGCCCGAUCCGCUGAUCAGCCAUCAAAAAGUCCAUCAAACGUGUUCACCCUAUUUAUCCGCUGCAUUGCCUUUUUUUUUACACGCGAUAAAACAAAAAGAGACACGGAAAAAAAAGGUCAUGGUCAGCAAGCCGUCGGUAGGCGAGAAAAUCAACGUGAUCUGCAGAGUGCGACCGUUUCUGGAGGACGAGGACGGCCCGGACGAUACCGUCGUUAUCCAAAAUGAUCAAAUCACGCUCAACAAUUUCCGCAAUCCAAACAAUCCAUUACAUUACAAAUUUCCCUCUUGCCAUGCUCCUGACGCGACACAACAGGACAUUUACGAAAACGACGUUUUACCCAUCAUUGACCGUGUCUUUGAAGGCUACGAUGCCACUAUUUUCGCCUACGGAGUCACCGGAUCAGGCAAAACAUAUACGAUGGAAGGCACGGCAAAGGAUCCAGGCAUCAUACCUCGUGUUGCCAGGUUUCUGUUUGAAACCAAAGCAGCGUCUUCCAACGUCCGCAUCACCAUGUCUUACAUGGAAAUUUUCAAAGAAUGCGUAUAUGAUCUGCUGCUGCCAAAACAAAAUCGACGGAUUGCUCUUGAUAUCAGGGAGGGACUGAAUCGAGAUGUAUUUGUAGCUGAUUUGACCGAGCGACCGAUUAAAUCAUACAACGAGUUUCAGAAAUUAUUCAGAAUGGCGCGCAAGAAUCGAUCAACGGCGAGUACAAAAUUGAAUGCACGAUCCAGUCGAUCGCACGCUAUCCUGUCUUUUCGGACCAUUGUCGAAACUCAUGUGGAUCCACUCGAUGGAGAAAAUGACGAUAUGCAAGUGACCUGUGGCAAGAUCAAUCUUAUCGAUCUUGCAGGAUCCGAAGAUAAUCGAAGAUCGGGCAAUGAGAAAGCAAGGAUGACAGAAAGUGCAGCUAUUAACAGAAGUUUAUUCGUCCUCGGCCAAGUGGUGGAAGCACUCAAUGUUGGUUCACCACGUAUACCCUUUCGUGACUCCAAAAUGACACGGAUUUUACAGCCAACCUUGGGCGGCAAAGCUUUGGGAAUGAUGAUCAUUAACAUUGCUCCAGGGCAGGCAUUUUAUGCGGAUACAUUAAACGCUUUAAAGUUUGCUAGCCGUUCUCGCGAAAUUCGAUCGAGACCGAAACGAAAUAUACGGAAAACAAAAACGGUGACGAUACCGAGCACAAGUCCGUCUUUGUCCGCCACUAGCUCGCGCGAUUCAUUUCAUUCUUUUUCAACGAUCUCAAGCCGUGAUUUGCAAAGACCGUUGAAGCGACAACACUCGGCAAAUGGGGAGUCUAGAGUGGAAUACGAUGCGAUGCCAAAGAAACCUCGUCUUUCAAUAGCGGGCGGGGAAGAAUCGCGCAACAACGCUGUUUGGUCCGAAGCCACCGCAAACAAAUCAUGUUACGACACCGAAAAGAAGAUAUUGGAAGCGGUGCUGGCUGAAUGCAAUAAUGUUAAUAGUCUUCACGAGCUGAGGACAAAACUAGAGCAGCGAAUGCAACGUCUAUAGUUUUUAUCAUGUACAUUUCACCUUUUUUUUGCAUUUGUAAAUAAUCCAAUACACAUUUAUAUUCUUUCUGGUUU